Pseudopodoces humilis (Tibetan ground-tit) is the source of this 1605-nucleotide messenger RNA. The record is from RefSeq and is a predicted model, not a curated record. Lineage: Eukaryota; Metazoa; Chordata; Aves; Passeriformes; Paridae.
AUGCGGGUCUCGCCUGUUCCCCCGGGGUCGUGGCUUUGUCCCCAGGCACAACCUUGCGAAACAGCUUACAGAAUUGUGUCCUUGGGCCGAAAUGACUUAGAUAUAUACCAAUACCAGUUGCUGGAACUUCAGCAAAGACUAUUGUAUGCUGAAAAGGAAAAUAUAAAAAGAUCACAUGAACUGAGCAGUGCCUUAGAUGAAAUUAAACAUAUAGUUGCAAGAAGAAUGAACGUGACAAAAAAUCACACAGGAGAUAUCAAGUGGAAAGACUUAAACCUCCCCAGAAAACUCCCCAUGCAUCUUACAAAUAUGUACUACUAUCUCCCUCAUCUUCGAGAAUAUGUAGAUGCAAUUUUCCCAAAUGUUAUUUUUGGGCAACAGAGAACUGGAGUCUCCCUGGUGAUGGGUAUUCCUACGGUGAAAAGGGAAAAACAAAAUUAUCUGAUUGAUACAUUGCAUUCCCUACUGUACCAACUAUCUGAAGAACAAAAGAAGGACUGCAUAAUAAUCAUCUUUAUAGCAGAGGUGAACGCAGAGUAUGUUAAGAGUGUUGCAGAAAGUGUUAAAACCAGCUUCCCCAGAGAAGUCCAGUCUGGAGUCCUAGAGGUCAUUUCUCCUUCUGCUUCUUAUUACCCGGAUUUUUCCAACCUGGAGAAAACACUUGGAGAUUCUGAGGACCGAGUAAGGUGGAGAACUAAACAGAAUUUGGAUUAUAGCUUUUUAAUGCUAUAUGCUCAACCUAAGGGAACAUUUUAUUUACAGCUGGAAGAUGAUAUUAUAGCCAAACCUGAUUAUAUUGAAAGUAUAAAAAGCUUUGCUGCUCAACAGUCCCAAGACUGGAUGGUUCUUGAGUUCUCACAACUUGGAUUUAUUGGAAAAUUGUUUAAAUCAGAAGACUUACCACUCAUAGUGGAUUUUUUUCUCAUGUUCUAUAAGGAUAAGCCCAUAGACUGGCUUAUAGACCACCUGCUGUGGGUUAAAGUGUGCAAUCCAGAAAAGGAUGCAACACACUGUGAAAAGGAAAAGUCAAAGUUACGUAUCCGCGCUAAGCCAUCUCUCUUUCAGCAUAUGGGAAUUUAUUCAUCAUUGGCUGGGAAGAUACAGAUUUUGAAAGAUAAAGAUUUUGGAAAAAAUCUAUUGUAUAAAGCACAUAAUAAUCCACCUGCAAAACUGGAUACAAGCCUAAGAAUAUACCAGCAAUAUACUUUGGAAAAAGUUUAUAAAGGAGAAGACUGUUUUUGGGCUUCAGCUCCAGUGGCAGGUGACUACAUCAGGUUCACAUUUAUAAAUCCACUAGAAGUUGAAAAGUACUUGUUCAGAAGUGGAAACCUGGAGCACCCUGGUGAUAAACUGUUUAACACUACUGUGGAAGUGUUGCCAGCUGAUGAAACACUAAGAAAAGAAUUGCAUUACAAUGGAAAUAAAUUUAACUACCCAGCAACCAAAGCUGGAUAUUUAAAAAUAGGGGCCUUUGAAAAUGGCAUUGCAGAAGGAAACAUCAAUAAGUCAAUUGGAAGAAUACAGGCUAUUCGUUUAUCAGUCAGUUCUGAUUCUCCAUUCUGGGCAAUACUGAGUGAGGUAUUUAUCAAGACAUCUGAAAACUGA